CUUCUGGGAUCCUGACUUCCCCCACCCUACGUCUCCGGAUCCGCCCCCUGGCUGCGCUCCACCAGUCUCGCUCUCGCUGGGCACUGCCCUCUCCUCUGAAGUAGUCUCGCUUCCCCGACAUGUUCUGUUUGCGACACUGUCGUGUCAGAGCACGCUUUACGGCCGCGGGAACGGAACGGGCCUGCGGCAGGGCCACUCCAGCCGCGAAGCAGGGCAGGCGAGCGAGGUGGAUGCCCGGCGGCGGGGCGAGCGCGACGUCUGCCCGGCUUCUCACUGCUGCAGAGCAAAGAGGAACCCGAGAAGCAUCGGGGGCGGCGUCCAGGAGCGGUCCGGGGGGCUCCGGCAGCAGCAGCAGAGUCGAAGCAGGCGGCCCCGCUCCGGGGAGUGGAGGCCCGGGGGGCCCCGCUGGCAGAAUGAGCCUGACCCCGAAGGAACUCUCGAGCCUGCUGAGCAUCAUCUCGGAGGAGGCAGGCGGCGGUAGUACCUUCGAGGGCCUGUCCACAGCUUUCCACCACUAUUUCAGCAAGGCCGACCACUUCCGCCUGGGUUCGGUGCUCGUAAUGCUCCUGCAGCAGCCUGACCUGCUGCCCAGCGCCGCGCAGCGCCUCACGGCGCUCUACCUGCUCUGGGAGAUGUACCGCACGGAGCCGCUCGCCGCUAAUCCCUUCGCCGCCAGCUUCGCGCACCUUCUCAACCCCGCGCCGCCCGCCCGCGGCGGCCAGGAGCCUGACCGGCCACCGCUCUCAGGAUUUUUACCUCCUAUAACUCCACCAGAAAAGUUUUUUCUUUCCCAGCUGAUGCUGGCACCUCCAAGGGAGCUCUUUAAAAAGACACCUCGACAGAUUGCGUUGAUGGACGUUGGAAACAUGGGCCAGUCUGUGGACAUUAGCGGGCUUCAGCUGGCCUUGGCUGAACGCCAGUCUGAAUUGCCAACCCAAAGUAAGGCUAGCUUCCCUAGUAUUCUCAGUGACCCAGACCCAGAUUCUUCUAAUUCUGGAUUUGACAGCUCUGUUGCCUCCCAGAUCACGGAAGCUUUAGUCAGUGGACCAAAGCCGCCGAUUGAAAGCCACUUUCGGCCAGAGUUUAUUCGUCCCCCACCUCCACUCCACAUCUGUGAGGAUGAGCUGGCAUGGCUAAAUCCAACAGAGCCUGACCAUUCGAUUCAGUGGGACAAAUCAAUGUGUGUUAAGAAUAGCACGGGUGUAGAGAUCAAGCGAAUAAUGGCCAAAGCCUUCAAAAGCCCCUUAUCUUCUCCUCAACAAACACAGCUCCUUGGUGAGUUGGAAAAAGACCCCAAACUUGUUUAUCAUAUUGGCCUCACUCCAGCCAAACUUCCUGACCUAGUGGAAAACAACCCUUUGGUCGCCAUAGAAAUGUUGCUGAAGUUAAUGCAGUCGAGCCAGAUCACCGAGUACUUUUCAGUCCUGGUCAAUAUGGACAUGUCUUUACAUUCGAUGGAAGUUGUAAAUCGACUAACUACAGCUGUUGAUCUACCUCCUGAAUUUAUUCACCUUUAUAUAUCAAAUUGCAUCUCUACUUGUGAACAAAUUAAGGAUAAAUACAUGCAGAAUCGUUUGGUACGUCUCGUGUGUGUCUUUCUUCAAUCCUUGAUCCGUAACAAGAUUAUUAAUGUGCAAGACUUGUUUAUAGAAGUACAGGCCUUCUGUAUCGAGUUCAGUAGGAUACGAGAAGCUGCUGGCCUCUUCCGGUUGUUGAAGACAUUGGAUACUGGGGAACCACCUUCUGAGACCAAAAUGUCGAAAUAAUACCUCAUCUCAUUGGAACCACCUAUUCAUUGUUCAGCCGUACUGUGAUUUAAUUUUGAAAACUGUAAAAACCCUAAGUGGAUUGCUUGGUGUCGUGAUAUAAACAACACUAGCUAGCUACCUAAAGCAAAGUUUUGCUUUCCUGGAUGACUUUUUCCUUUACAAAAAUUUUUAGUAAGAACUUGGAAAAAUUGUCUUUUAGGUGUCUCGCUGAUGAUUAUCCAUAGAAAAGUCUUUCUCACUAAAGAGCAAGGUGCCUGUUUCUAUUUAAAACACAAAGUCUUCCGAUAAGAAUCCAGUUUUGCUAGGUUCCAAUGUUAAAUGUGUUUAAUGAGAGUAAAUGAAGAUAUUCUUGAGAAUUUGCUAUACUGCCCUUGAGGUGAAAUCAGUUGAAUGUUUUUGAAUCAUCGAGUGGCAUACUGAAAUUUCAGCCUUGAACCCAUUUAUGCACAUAGCUCUUAACUUCUCAUUAAGCAGAGUUUGAACCAAAGGACAGACAUCCCUGUAACCUUAUCUUUUCUUGUCAUGGGGACACUUAAUAGACAAUAGAAUGCCUUUCUUGGGCCUUCAAUAAACAUGAGAACUCUUAGAAACCUUUUUUGAGGCUGUAACAGCUGGUAUAGUUUUCUGGGUUUUCUUGAAAUGUUCAUUAGUUCUGUUAUUCAUUUAAGAUAGUCAUUUUUUGUUUGAAGGACAAAUAAUAGUGCUUUGGGAAGUAAUGUCAUCACUGAGGAACAGUCAUGUAAAGUUGCUUGCAGAGUGGGAUGUGUGCCCUUCUGCCUGUGGGGCACAUGAGCUGUUUGAGUAGGAGAGCAAGAGAGCUUCAUGUGGGCCAUUAGCCCUCAUUUAGCUUUGGACAACAGUGCCUUAUAUUAAAGUUGUUUUUAUAAACUA
This is a messenger RNA of Pteropus alecto (black flying fox), 2660 nucleotides long. RefSeq names its product CCR4-NOT transcription complex subunit 11 (gene CNOT11). Gene Ontology annotation, biological process: mRNA catabolic process; negative regulation of translation. Gene Ontology annotation, cellular component: CCR4-NOT complex. NCBI's taxonomy places the organism in Eukaryota, Metazoa, Chordata, Mammalia, Chiroptera, Pteropodidae. The transcript is spliced from 7 exons. The coding region runs from base 120 to 1766 and encodes 548 amino acids. The record is from RefSeq and is a predicted model, not a curated record.